AUGAAUGAGAUGGGGAAGACCAAGAAGACUCAUGAGAGCAUCAACAACAGGUUGGCACUCGUCAUGAAGAGUGGCAAAUACACUUUGGGUUAUAAGACCGUCCUUAAAUCUCUUAGAAAUUCCAAAGGGAAGUUGGUCAUCAUUGCCAAUAAUUGCCCACCUCUUAGGAAGUCUGAGAUAGAGUAUUACGCUAUGUUGGCGAAGGUUGGAGUUCACCACUACAAUGGCAACAAUGUGGACUUGGGGACCGCAUGUGGAAAAUAUUACAGAGUUUGCUGCCUCAGCAUUAUUGAUGCAGGUGACUCUGAUAUCAUCAAGAGCAUGCCCGGUGAUCACUGAUAA
Molecule: messenger RNA, 342 nt
Organism: Mangifera indica (mango)
Lineage: Eukaryota; Viridiplantae; Streptophyta; Magnoliopsida; Sapindales; Anacardiaceae
Product: 60S ribosomal protein L30-like
Exons: 1
Coding region: 1-339 (112 amino acids)
Cellular component (GO): cytosolic large ribosomal subunit
Molecular function (GO): RNA binding; structural constituent of ribosome
Source: RefSeq, a predicted model, not a curated record